Messenger RNA from Anneissia japonica, 1419 nucleotides. RefSeq lists its product as uncharacterized. The annotation marks the transcript as partial. Lineage: Eukaryota; Metazoa; Echinodermata; Crinoidea; Comatulida; Comatulidae. The record is from RefSeq and is a predicted model, not a curated record. The transcript is spliced from 11 exons.
AUGGCGGCCGGUAAAUUCAAAUCCCUUGAAUGUGCGAAUAGCAUCGUUAGUAUCAUUAAUGUAGGUAGGAAGUUUCUUGACGAUAGGAGAGAGCACGCUAUCCAAGUAUUCACUGAUGAUGACUACAUAAGUCCAGUAAGCUUGAAAGAACUCAGUGCAAGAUUCUCAGCAUACGACAAAGACAACUAUAAGAAUAUACAAAACAACUGCACCUCAGUACUUGGGGCUACCUGUAUUUUGGAAUGUGACAUGGAAGGAAAUUGUCGGGUGGUGGAGGGAGCCACAUGCGAUUUCAUUAAGGCUUCAAACAACAAGGCAAAAUGCGUGUUGCAGUGCGAGAAGCAGGGCAGUUGCCGUGUGGCGGAUGGAGCCAUUUGUGACUUUAUAGAAAAUAACAACGAAGAGACUUCAGAUAACAAUGAGCAUAGAAGAACAAAGAGGGACGAUAGUGCUGGAAAAGGAAACCAUCAGGAAAUGAGAAGUGCAAUCUUCGAAUUGUCGGUGCGAUGUACAAACGUUCUGCGUUGUGGGCGGAAGGAUUCAAAACCUGUAAAACCACCAAAAAAGACUACCUCAGUCAUCGCAUGCUGCUUACAGUGUUUGCACGGCUAUCCUCCGUGCGUCUCCAUAUCUUUUAACAGGAAGACGAACAAAUGCACACUGUUCCAGUACUUAGGGUUGCCCAACAAGGUCAAAAACGAAAAAAUGAUAUAUUAUUCCAUUAAACCAUACUUUACUGACUGCAGUCAAAUUCCAAAGGGACUGCCACGAUCAAAAUCUGGCAUUUAUGCCUUGACAACGGGAAAGGAAACGUUUCUUGCGAUGUGCGAAAUAGAUGAUAACGAAGGUUGGACCGUGUUGCAGAGACGACAAAAUAGCACCUUUAAUUUUAACAGAACAUGGGCUGAAUACCAACGAGGAUUUGGUCACUUACGCGGUGACUUUUGGUUCGGGCUCGACUUUAUGCACAAGCUCACGUCCGGCGGGCAUUUCCAUCUCCGCAUGAAAGUCACGACCAAAUCAGGAGACGUUUUUUCAGCCACUUACGCUUCAUUUCGCAUUCUACAAGAAAGUAAACAUUAUGAGUUGAGACUUGGGAAGAUCAUAAAUGACGAUGGUGGUCCUGUAAUCUCUAAUGAAAUCAAGACAAGUUUCUCAACUUACGACCGGGACAAUACUGAACAUAAAAGCAACUGCGCUUUAAAAGAUGGCGGCGGGUGGUGGUUUCGUACAUGUUCGUAUUCAUGCUUUAUAAACGGUUUAUAUUCUUCGAGUUUCAAGUGUGAUAUUAAUGAUGAAAUGCAACAGUUGAGUAGCUCAGUAUUGAUGAUAAAGCCAGUCUUGAUAUCAAGUCUAUACUGGAAGAUGAUUUUCAUCAUUCAUCAUCAUUAUCAUCAUUCUCAUCAAUCAUUAAUUCUG